Medicago truncatula (barrel medic) is the source of this 5535-nucleotide messenger RNA. RefSeq names its product putative 1-phosphatidylinositol-3-phosphate 5-kinase FAB1D. Gene Ontology annotation, cellular component: endosome membrane. Lineage: Eukaryota; Viridiplantae; Streptophyta; Magnoliopsida; Fabales; Fabaceae. The coding region runs from base 442 to 5238 and encodes 1598 amino acids. Gene Ontology annotation, biological process: phosphatidylinositol phosphate biosynthetic process. Gene Ontology annotation, molecular function: 1-phosphatidylinositol-3-phosphate 5-kinase activity; ATP binding. The record is from RefSeq and is a predicted model, not a curated record. The transcript is spliced from 14 exons.
CUUCAUUCUCUACUUAUUUUCCUUUCAUUCAACCAUUGCAUCCUUUCAACAAUUCUUCCAUUCUUCUCUUCAUGUCUCAUCUUUCUAUCGCUUACCCUCUUUUCUUUCCUUCAUAAAGCUUCCAUCUUUACCCUUUUCUGUUCUGUUAAUCCAUUUUUUUAUGCCAAAAAUUCUUUGCUUAUUUGUGAAAAUAUUACUAGAUUUUUAUUUUUUCGGCUUAGAAAAAAAUACCCUUUUGCUUGGGAGUUCAGAUUUCUCUGUUGGUUACAUCCAUCUAUUCAUUCUUGGAUUUGCUUUCACGUUAAGGGAACGAUAUUGAUGGUUUAUGUUGGAAGCAGAAGAUUUGAUUGAGGGGUUCAUCUAAAUUCUGUGGAUCAUUCUUAAUAAGUGAUCAAUAUCAGGCAUCUUUUUGAUAAAGUUUCUGGAUUAGCGUUGGAUCGGAUGUGUAGCAUGUGCCAUUAUUGCGGUGCAAGCUUGACGGAAUCAAAUGCUGACAAUAAGAAGCAGGGAAAUGAGAAUAGUUUAAAGUUGAAUGGGAAAGUUCCCGUAAAACCUUGUAAAGCAUGUGGAGAGAAGCUUGAGCGAGAAAAUGUGAAACGGAAUAGCACAAGUCCAUAUGCGACACCGCAUAUCAGUCCAUCUGCAUCGCUGUCAAGUACUGACAGCUGUGUGUCCACCUGCAGUGAAUUUUCAGUUGAUGUGAACUCAUUUGACAGGAAUAGUCGAGAAGAAAAGUUAAUCGAAGGUGCUAUGCAAGAUCUUGAUUAUAAGUCAAACGCGAAAUCACAAAAUCCGAUGGAAAACAACAGCCAAGAAAGAAGUAAUGAGUUUGAGGGCUAUACUGUGAGAGACGUGGAUAUUACAGAAGGAAAUAGCUUUCAAGAAGCUAAAGCGGAUGGUUCCGACGAGCCAACUGCAUCCUCCGCUGAAGAAAACGAAUACUCUUUUCCCGAUGAUCUGGAUAUCCAAACUUGGGAACCACCCGAGCCAGAAGAUCCGCUGGAUGAUAUGGAAAAUAGCGUGGCUUGUAAUGACGAUGAUGAAGAACAUGGCAUCGGGAUUGCAAACUGGGGCGAGCCAACCUCCACGAGUAGUUCCAAGGAUGAAUUAAGUGGGGGCUAUAGGUUUAGAGAGGAAAGACAAAGAGAAUUAGAAAAAGUAAUGAAUGGGAAAUUUAAGGCCCUUGUAGGUCAGCUUCUUAAAUCUGUGGGAGUUUCCUCUUCCGAUGAAGGCGAUAAGAGUUGGGUGGACAUAGUUACAUAUUUAUCUUGGGAAGCUGCUGCAUUUUUGAAGCCUAAUGCUAUUGGAGGAAAUGCAAUGAAUCCUGAUGGAUUUGUUAAAGUGAAGUGCAUUGCAGCUGGUUCUCGCAGCCAAAGUCAACUAUUCAAAGGUUUGGUCUUCAAGAAACACGCCUCUCACAAGCAUAUGCCAACUAAGUACAAAAAUCCAAGGUUGCUACUGAUUAGGGGUAUGCUUGGCCAAUCUAUGAAUGGGCUGUCCUCAUUUGAAUCCAUGGACCAGGAGAAAGACUAUCUGAAAUCUAAAAUGGAUCUUAUAAAAAUAUGUCAUCCAAAUGUUAUAUUAGUGGAGAAAACUGUUUCUCGUGAUAUCCAAGAGGCAAUUCUGGAUAAUGGGAUGACGCUAGUACUUGAUAUGAAGCUUCAUCGACUGGAAAGAGUUGCACGCUGCACUGGUUCACCAAUUCUUUCAUGUGAUGAUUUGAACGGCCAAACACUAAGACAGUGUGACUCUAUUUACUUUGAGAAGUUUGUGGAGGAACAUGAUGGUACUGGCGAAGGAGGAAAGAGGCCCACCAAGACCUUGAUGUUCAUUGAAGGGUGUCCUACACGCUUGGGUUGUACGAUUUUGCUGAAAGGAACACACAGUGAUGAACUGAAGAGAAUCAAAUGUGUCAUGCGGUGUGCAGUUAUCAUGGCAUAUAACUUAAUCCUCGAAACCUGUUUUCUAGUUGAUCAGAAAGCAAUGUUCUCUACCAUUCCUCCAGCUAAUGUGGCAGAUAUCUUGCCAAUCCAUCAAGAAUCCAGCGGCUCAGCAUCUAUAAAUUCAUGUGUUCCGUCGUCUCUUGAGCAUUCUGAUGAAAAUGGAAUAGUUAGUACUGAUAUUCCCAUAUGCAAUGGACUUCAUGAAAAUAGCACCAAUGGUUUAACCGUAGAAUCUGAAGAGUUUUCCCCAUUUUCUCAUGAAGCAUAUAAUCCAGCUGUAUUUUCUGGAUUCUCAGCAAUUUCAUCUUCUCUGAAGAAGGUUGUGGGGGAUAGUUUUCCCUUUGCAAAUUCUGCUCCUUACCAGUCUCUAUCAGCAUACUUUGGCUUCAAUGGAAGGAAACCAGAUGGUCAGGUCAACAAUUCUGUUUCUAUUGUGGAAUCUCCGGAAGCAGAUGAAGAUACCAAGAUUGAAGCAAAAAAUUAUUCCGAUGAAGUAAAGUUACUUUAUGACGGACAAACCCUGUCUUCACCUGUGCGCUUAGAUUCCAAGGGCGGUAUAAGUAAAGUUGAUAAUGAAAAAAAAGAACUCCAGAGUAAAGAUGAUAUCAAUGCAGUGUUGGAUUCUCAGAGUAUUUUGGUCUUGAUGUCUAGCCGUAAUGCCUUAACAGGCACUGUAUGCAAGCAAAGUCAUUUUUCACAUAUUAUGUUCUACAAGAAUUUCGACAUCCAACUUGGAAAGUUUCUGCAGGAUAGCCUACUCAAUCAGACAAGACUUUGUGACACCUGCCAAGAAUUGCCAGAAGCUCACCUUUAUUAUUAUGCUCAUCACAAUAAACAGCUUACUAUACAAGUGAAGCGAUUGCCGCCAGGAAUUGUUUUAGCUGGCAAGGAAGAAGGAAAAAUUUGGAUGUGGAGCCGAUGUGGAAAAUGCAAGUCUUGUUCUACAAAAAGAGUGUUGAUAUCCACCACUGCCCGCUGUCUAUCAUUUGGAAAUUUUUUGGAGCUUAGUCUUUCUCACUAUUCAUCUAGCAGAAAAUUGGGCUGUGGCCAUUCUCUUGAUAGGGAUUUUCUCUACUUCUUUGGAUUAGGUCACAUGGUUGCAGUGUUCAGAUAUUCUUCAGUCACUACUUAUACUGUGUCUAUGCCUCCUCAAAAGCUCGAGUUUGAUGGUGCGAUAAAACAAGAGUGGCUUUUGAAAGAGACCGAAACUGUGCACUUGAAAGGCAUAUCACUAUUCACAGAAAUUGCAAACUGUUUGAAGACAAUACAAUCUGAUGGAUCAAUCUCUAACCAAGGAUCAAUAAGAGAGUUCUCUGAGGUUGAGAAGAUGUUAAAACAAGAGCGAGAAGAGUUUGAGGUUAACAUCAAGAUUGCUGUUGCUAUGAAAGGUGAUCCAGAUCGGGCUGCUUUCAAACUUCUCAGUCUCAACCGAUUGAUGUGGGAUCUUCUGAUUGAAUCUGCAGUGUGGAAUCAACGCUUGAAAUCAUUACGCUCACCUGAGAAAGCUAUGCAAGAGUAUAGUUAUUCAAAGGUGGAAGGUACUGCUGGUAGAGAAUCUGCAUCUAUGGGUAAUUUUAGGGAGGAUGAUUCUGUGAUUGGGGAUUCCCAUGCGAAAAUUGUGCCGAACACUUCUGUGGAACUAAAUGAAAUCACAAUAACGGACAUUCCUAUCAGUGGAUCUCCUCGAGAGUGCAAUAAGCAGGAUGAUUAUGAUCCAUCUAUCACUUUUGAUAUCCCUCAGAAUUUGAAAAUACAAACUGUUGAUGGUUUAGGAUCGAAGAGAUAUUCUGACCAAAAAUUGGAAUCGAGUUCAGAUGUUUUCACUCAGUUUCCUUCGGCAAAUGGUCAUCUUCAAGUACAUGGAAACUUUCCAGUUUCUGUCGAUGUUCAACCUAGUCGUUCAACCGCUGAUUUAAAGGUAUUAAACAAGAUUGCUUCACUGCAUUCACCUGUUUCCAACUUGCUCAACUCUACUGAAUGGUUCUGGAAGCCAUUUGCUGAUAUUCGGCAGACAAGCAUACGGGAGUUUCAGAAAAGUUUCUUUCCAAAAUUUGAAUCCUUUUGCAGUUCUAUUACAGAACAUGUGCCCACAGCCGAUCAAUUGAUCAUUGAGGAAGGUCCAAGGUUGCACAUUCCUCUCAAGACAGAUAGUCAUAUUGUGUCUGACUUUGAGGGUGAACUCUCGAGCAUAAUUGCUUGUGCUCUGGCCUUGUUGAAAGAUUCAUCUGAGGUGACAGAAAUUGAUGAGGGUGGAAUAACUUCAAAGUCGACGGAUUUUUCGCAUGGCUCUCAAGAUUCAGAUUCUUCGCAUUCUCCAGGAAGCACGUCUUCAGAAGAAUCACGGGCAUUUCGUACUCCGGAAAACCAUAGCAUAGAAGUUCAUUUGGGUUAUGCAAAAUCACUUGGUAGAGAAAAAUAUUCUGUGGUUUGUCAUCAUUUUAAGCAGUUCCAUGCACUUAGAAAUUGCUGUUGCCCAUCUGAGAUUGAUUAUAUCGCUUCUUUAAGCCGUUGUAUGAAUUGGGAUGCCAAAGGUGGAAAAAGCAAGUCGUUUUUUGCAAAAACACUUGAUGACAGGUUCAUCAUAAAGGAAAUCAAGAAGACAGAACUUGAAGCAUUUUUGGGGUUCUCUUCUCUCUAUUUCAAGCACAUGAGAGACUCAUUUGAGUUUGGGAGCCAGACAUGUCUUGCAAAAAUCUUGGGGAUAUAUCAGGUUACAAAAAGACACAUUAAAAGUGGAAAAGAGGUUAAACAUGACCUCGUGGUGAUGGAAAAUCUUUCCUACAAUCGAAAUAUUGUACGCCAGUAUGAUCUUAAAGGUGCCCUUUUUGACCGGUAUACUUCUGCUGCUGUUGGUGCUGGAGAUGUUCUUUUGGAUCAGAACUUUGUGAAUGAUAUGAACUCUUCCCCAUUAUAUGUCAGUCAUAAAGCAAAGCGAGUUCUUCAGCGGGCUGUUUGGAAUGACACAUCUUUUCUCAAUUCGAUCAAUGUGAUGGAUUAUUCCUUACUUGUUGGAGUUGAUUCUCAGAAGCGCGAACUUGUUUGCGGGAUCAUUGAUUAUCUCAGACAGUAUACCUGGGACAAGCAUCUUGAGACAUGGAUGAAGUCUUCACUUGUUGUGCCCAAGAAUCUACUGCCGACUGUGAUCUCUCCAAAAGAAUACAAGAAGAGGUUCAGAAAGUUUAUGUCUACAUAUUUUUUGAGUGUUCCGGAUGAUUGGUGUUCUCAGAAGUCCCCUAUUCCUUGCAAACUUUGUUGCUCAGGAGAUGACCUUUCCCUACAAAAAUCCUUGCACUAGGGUGUUCCAAAUGGUUUCUCUUUCUAAAUAUUUUUAAUUUCUCAAAAGAAUUAUACAAAAUUGGGAGUUUAUGCGAUUAUGCGACUAUUUUAUUGCGACUAUUUUAGCACUGUAUAUAGUCGGCCGACAUUGUUUAAAAACCCAGCCCUGCUAUUCUGCAAUUUUUAGAAUUUCUAGGGAUGUUGUUAUUUACAGGCUCAUCCUGUUCAACAUGAGAUGAGCAAUUUUUUUGUAAACCCAAGGGAACAUGUAAAGGUUUAUUUUGAAUCAAUGGAAAGUACAUUUUAUAGAGUCAAA